CAAAAGCCUUCAUGAAGCCUGGUUGUCUGCCUGUCUGGGCUAGAAUUACGCAGGGCAACAUCCUGAAUCCGGCCCGACACUUUUGCAGAACUCACUGACACUGCUUUCUUCCCUCUUCGCCCGACACGCACCGUAAACUGUUUCCAGCCGCAACCUGCCCGCGACCCACAUCGAAUUACCACAAGGCAGACAAAUGACCUGACCAGCAACAACACCAGUCGGUGAUAUUUCCUCGUUCGCCAUCGGGAUUGGUUCUACUACAACGGAACUGCUGUUCUCUGUAUUUCGAUUAUUGAUGGUGCGAUUCAUAAGACUAGGACAGGGAAGGUUUGGGCGGCAUAAUGACCGGUACGCCCGCUCUGCGGCGUUCCUCGUCCCCUUCACCGUCCACGACGCCUGAACGAGUGCUUUCCGAACUGACACCAGCCAUUCAAUCGCUACAAACAAUCUGCAACAAUGAUCCAUUUGACCUACAUUGCGCCCUAACGACCACCGAGCACAUCCUGAGACUUCGUCAUUCGUUGAUCGACUCUGACAGGCCGCGCGAAUCGCAGGAUGCGCUCCGCAGCCUCGGCGGUUUCCAAACUUUACUGGAUCUCGCUCGCCAUCUAGCAGAACUAUAUGAUCCGGCGGUUCAGAGCGGUGAUGAUAGAAAAAACCUGUUGACACUGUUUAAGGACAUCUUGGCUGUUCUUUCCGUUUCUUUAAAAGAUCAUCCUGGCAACAGACGUUACUUUGCAAAGAGAAUUGGGUGUGGCGGACCAGUGUCGAUUGAAAAGACGUUGAGGCUUUUCGUUGACAAGAUCGAUGAUGGAAAGCCCCUGCCAAGUGAUGUCGAACAACUAUAUGGCGCAAUUCUUGCUGCCGCGCUUAAUCAAGAGACUGUUGGUGAAAUCUUCACCGCGUUGAGUGCUAAAUACACAUCCGCGCUGCAAUCUUUGACUUCUGCAACCAUUCGUUCUGGCGUGGAUAAAAUACUUGGCUCAGAGGAGACGGUCGAGCUUCAAGAGUUCAUUGGCCCGUUGGUGCGGACAUGGCUCUAUCAAGUAUCAAAAGGCGUCGACUACCCUGUCCAAAGAUUGGCCAUUCCCGCGUGCCUCUGCAGGUUGGCUAAAAAUUCACGGGAAAACAUCAUGGCUCUUCAUGCCACUGGCAUUUUGUCUUUGUUUCUUCCAAUCAUUUUCGAUGGAAACCUGACCGAGCACGAAAAAGCACUAUAUGAGGAAAUUGCCUCGCUGCUUUGUAUCCAAGGUAUUAACAAACUUGAUGAUGCCAUAUACCUUUAUCAGCGUGCUUGUGACUCUCCUCAAGCCUCACAGUUUCUUCUGCAUGCUAUCCAAGUUUCCAAGGGACCCUCCAGUAUCGAAUUCAACUUGUCAUCCCAUGGCUAUUCGUCUAUUGAGAUCCCAACCUUGGGCCGACCGUUUCCACCGCUCUCUUCUUCUGGAUAUACUUUAUCCGUAUGGGCACGAUUUGACCAUUUUGACCCACGAUCUCACACCACAAUAUUCGGCGCUUUUGAUUCCAGGCAGACAUGUUUUGUACUCGCCUAUCUUGAAAAAGACACACGUCAUUUCAUUUUGCAAACUUCAAUCAAUGGGCAGAGGCCAAGCAUUCGUUUCAAAUCAACAACUUUUGAAACGGGCCGAUGGUACCAUAUAUGUGUAAUCCACCGGCGGCCUAGAGCAACUACUGCUUCCAGAGCUUCACUUUUCGUUGAUGGUGAGUUUGCUGAACAGCUCAAAAUCGAUUACCCAAGCACACCCGUCGCCCGAUCUUCGCAUAAGCACCCCAGAGUACAAGCUUUCCUCGGAACGCCUCAAGACCUAGCUGUCAGUCUGGGCAAAGGGGUAUGUACAUCGAAGUGGUCUCUUGCUGGUGCCACACUUUUUGAAGACACAUUUAGCGAUGACCUGGUAUCUGUAUUCUAUCACUUGGGCCCGCGCUACUAUGGUAAUUUUCAAGAUUGCUUGGGUUCGUUUCAGACCUACAAGGCUUCCGCAGCACUAAAUUUGAGAAACGAAAGUCUUCAUCCUGGCAAAGAGGAACAUUCAGACAUUAUAACGGCUAUUCGUCAGAAAGCGAGUGGUUUGGUACACGAGUCAUCUUUUCUAUUGAAUAUAUCUCCCACCGCUAUUUUGGAUGAUGACGACAGCAAUCACAUUGAUGAAAGCCAACUUGUUAAAUCCUUAUCAAAACAGGCUGCCAAGAAUUUACAACAGAUGAUUAAAUCAGGAAGAAACGCCAUUGCGAUCAAUGGUGCUACUCCAGCCAUAAACGAUGCUCUUACGCGGUCUCACGGAGUAGCCGUAUUGACAGGGGACCCUGUGGUAUCUGUACCCCAGGCUCUCGACGAUGCUAGCUGGCGAAUAGGUGGCUGUGCCGCUGUACAUCUCAAUAUGCUACAAACCGCCACCACUUCAGAGAGCACAAGCCUUGCAGUGCAGAUCCUGUUUGAGGCUGUAGAAGAUAGUUGGAGGAAUAGCGAAGCGAUGGAAAGAGAAAACGGCUAUGGAAUCCUUGCUUUAUUACUCCGAGAGAAACUUGGAUUUCCACAAAGCACGCAAUCCGGCCUGUCAAAAACAUCAACAGUUUGCUCAGACAAUAGAGAACGAUCCGCCCUAGCAAUCGAACUUUUAAGACACAUCCUAUCCUUCGUUGGAUACAAUUUUGAAGAGCCAAGCAAGUCUAUUAUUACGAACCCUCUCGCAUAUCGCGUCUUACUUGUCGACCUUGAUGUGUGGCGAUUCGGGGAACCAUCGCUGCUUCAGAUGUAUUAUUCUCAAUUCACUACAUUUGCUGUAGAAAGUCAGCAUCAUCGUUUCAACGCCAAGCGUUUAUCUCGCAUGCGUGUAAACAAGAGACUUCUCGACGCUUUGAAAGGCGAGGAUUUCACCGAAGAAACCCUUGGCCUGUUUAUUCCCGCUUUCCGCUCUCUAUUUGAAAGCUGUGUAUCUGCAGAGCUACUUCGAUCCUUGUCUCUUUUCAUUACCUUUGCGCUCCACGAGGAAAAGGUCCCCAAAUUGAAUAAAAGGAAGAGCCUCCGCUUUGACUCUCGUGUCCGUCAAUCCUCUAAUUCGUCGGAUCGGUCCUCUAAGAAGAUCAUGUCCAAGUCGAAAAUUGGACUUGAACUACUCCGUAUGUAUACUAACUAUCUAUGCGUUCCUGGGGAUUAUAUUACUAUAAAAAAGUUUGCUAGAGCUGUGACAAACAAGUGGCUUUUGUACCUCAUUUGCGAAGAUGAGCCGGCAGUGGUUGUUUUGGCAACUACAAUUCUUGCACGGCUGAUAGUUGUCCACGGUAGCGGCUAUAGUAAGAAGCUGGCGGAUAAAUCGGGGGGAUAUGCCAUUUUGAAAUCACGAUUGAAACGACGGUGGAACAUUGCUAUGCUGUGGCCCAUUUUCUUUGGAGUUUUGUUUGGACUGGAUGUGGCGGAAAUUGAUAUUGACGCAACAGCGGAUACUUCAUUGCUCGUGGAUACACUUGCUUCCAAACAGUAUACGAAAGUCGUAUUUCCAGAGGUACUUCCAGUCAUAACCAAUAUGCUCAAAUGUGGUAUAGAAGCCGCAGUUUUUACCGAAGACUCGCCUACGGACCAGGAUGUUAUAACGAAUGCUGUAAACUUUCUAUCCGAAGUACACAUCAAGUUUCCAGAAUUUCGAGAAUUUGCCGCUACAUCAACUUAUGCUCAACAGCUACUCUUCGCUUUAUUUCCUGUCACAGGUUCGGGACCUGUUGACGCUGAGAUUGAGUUACAUUCCCAAGACACUGGGCUUAGUAUCCAACGGAAAACUGUUUCGACACAACCUUCUGUGUCUAUGGCACCUGUUUUGCGUACCUCUACUGUAGUACCUACGGAAAACUCAGCAGAUACAGACGGCUCACUUCGACGGUCAUCCUCCUUUGUCCUUAUCUCGUCCGACAAGGCUCAGCAUGUACCAUCGUCAUCACAGCUGCAUCGAAUUUCCGCGCCAACUAUUGACCGAGACACUUCCGCUGAAAACCACAGUCUGGUUUUGGAAUUGCUUCGCCUUGUCAUGAAAGUUUUUCUAGAUCAAAUCAUAGAACGAAAAGACUUCACAGGCCUCGGCCUGUUUCUGAAAACGCCGCCAAGUCGAACAGAGCACCAGAUAUACUUUAUAUCAUGGCUUCUGCGGAACAUUCUAGCAGAGUUGCAAGCAACGUUCUCGACUAAUACGAAGCUACUCCAGGAGCCGAGGGUAUUGACCAAUUUUGCUCGUUUCAUGGUUCAUGUAGGCGAGUCACUAUUUGAAGGCUGGUUUUUGGAUGGCGCAAGUCCAACUGUUGACCUAGCUGGAUUUGUUCUCGAGUAUCUUUCACGCCCAGAAAUUUCUAAUUUGAAAAUUAUCCGUCUCUGCAGCCAAGCUAUCAACAGUAUUCGCUCAGGACUGUUCAAGGUUAUCAUGCUGAAGCUAUCAGAUGUCGAUGAGCUAGAUACUCUUGCCUUUUUGAAUCGUCUCGGCUACUGGCAAACAAUUAUUCUCGCGUCAGGGGAGUCGGAAGUCGAGUAUUUGAAAUUAUUUUACUACUUACUAUAUACAAAAUCAGUCUCCAACAAGCAUGAAGUUCAGCUAGCGGCGGUAACUAUAUGGCGAAUUGUGCUCGUUCAGAAGCCUUCUGAGACUGCAUCUAUACUCAAUCAUGCCCCGCUUUCGCUCCAGAGUCGACUUUCAGAUGGUUUCGAGGAGUUAGUCGGAAUGGAUGACCCUACCUUCUUACGUUGGAUUGGUGAGCAGCGUGAGGAUCUAGAUGCGUUCUUUUUUGGAAGUAUAUCCAAAUUCUGGGACAGCUUUGUCGUGGAAGAGAAUCAUAGGACCGAUGAAUCAAACCGAAACCGCAGCAUAAAACGGAAGGAAAAGCUCAAACAGUGGGCCCAAGACGAGAAGUUGGAUGACGAGGUAAACCGCAGACACAACACUACCUUUGAUCAUUGGACAUCCAAUAUAUAUGCUUCAGAGUUUUUGAAACAUCAAAGACUAUUACAAGAUCAACAUGAUAAUUAUUCCUUCAUGUGGUCCCAUUUUUCUCAAAUAUCAGAAGACCUACACCGUUUCGGAGGUUUGCUAGAGAAAAGGGGGCAAGCCCGAUGGCGUCUAGAUCAGACCGAGGGACGUAGUCGAAUUCGACUUCGUGUCAUUCCCGAUGAUUCGAGUGAACGACAAGAUUAUCAACCAAAGCGGAAGGCUUCAGAGCCUCCUGCUAUCAAGGUGAACUCUUUGCGAACUGCAGCGAGCAAUGAAAAUAUUGUUAGCACGCCGACCACUAACGUACUUGAAGAAGAGCCAGUAGAAAUGGGGGCUGUAGGGCCUGACGGUGAAGACAAGGCUGCUCUCGAAGAUAGUUUCGAGAUGAUCGACGACCCUCGCGUGGACAUUGAUGAUUAUGAGGAUAAGAAUAGAAAGGUCAUGCGAAGUCUCCAAAGAGGAGACCAGGUCAAGAGUGUUUGCAACAUGUCUCGCAUUAUGGGUCUCGAGGCUUGUGAAGGUCUUCUGAUUUUGGGAAAGAAUUUUGUCUACAUUUUAGAUAAUUUCUUCCAACGUACAGAUGGGGAGAUUGUCAAUGUGUGGCAAGCCCCUGUCGAAGAAAGGGAUCCCUUUGUGCGCAUGAUUGCUGGUCGUGAAUCUGAUGAAAGGAAAUCUCGCGAGCACGAAACGCGGAGCUGGAAAUGGGUCGAUCUUAUAAGCGUCUCAAAACGUCGUUUUCUCUUCCGUGAUGUGGCACUCGAGAUGUUUUUCACGGACGGCCGCAGCUAUCUCUUAACGUUGAUAUCCUCUCGGGCUCGGGAUGAGCUUUUCAACCAAUUAUGUGCGCACGCUCCUCAUAUUGGCGGAAACAUGACUCUUACUCGACCAGAAGACAUUUGGAGAUUUGAGACCUUGAAAGUCCAGGAGGAUACACCCCAAUCUCUCGGGUCAAAAUUUGCUAGUGUUUUUGGACAGUCAUCUUUGAACCCAGCGACACAGAAAUGGGUCAAGGGCGAGAUAUCCAACUUUCAUUACUUAAUGCUAGUCAAUACGCUAGCUGGCCGAACUUUCAAUGACCUGACACAGUAUCCCGUCUUCCCAUGGGUUCUCGCUGAUUAUACAAGCAACGAGCUAGAUUUGGAAAAUCCGAAGAGUUUUCGUGACCUCACUAAGCCUAUGGGAUGUCAGAACUUUGAGAGAGAAGCGGAAUUUCGAGAACGAUACAAAUCUUUCGCAGAGAUGGGUGACGAGAAUGCACCUGCGUUUCACUACGGAACUCACUAUUCAUCUGCGAUGAUAGUUAGCUCUUACUUGAUUCGUUUACAGCCUUUUGUCAAAUCAUAUUUACUUCUUCAGGGAGGUACUUUUGACCACGCAGAUAGACUUUUCUACUCAGUGGGUAAGGCAUGGGAAUCUGCUUCGCGGGGCAAUAUGUCUGACGUUCGUGAACUUAUUCCGGAGUUUUUCUAUCUCCCGGAAUUCCUGGUCAAUUCAAACAGAUAUGAUUUUGGACUCCGUCAAAAUAUGAGUAAAGCUAUUGACUCUGUUGAACUUCCUCCAUGGGCGAAGGGUGAUCCUAAAAUUUUCAUUUCCAAGCACCGGGAAGCCUUAGAAAGUCCAUAUGUUACACAGCAUCUUCAUGAAUGGAUUGACCUUGUAUUCGGCUUCAAGCAAAAGGGAGAGGCCGCUAUUGAAGCAGCCAACGUCUUCCACCACCUCUCCUACCAGGGAGCGAGGGAUCUUGACAAUAUCGAGGAUCCAGUGGAACGAUUAGCUACCAUUGGCAUUAUCCAUAACUUUGGGCAGACGCCGCACCAGGUUUUCCAACGUCCACAUCCUCGCCGCGAGGAUAACAGUCGUAGAGAGGGUCGAUUAGAUGCUCUAGCUGAGUCAUUGACUAGAGUCCCACUUUCCUUGUUAAACAUUCAAGAAAAAGUGUCAUCUUUGUGCAUGAAACAAGACCGGUUGUUAUGUACGGCCGCGUUUCGACUAAAUGUGCCUCCAACUUUUGACAAAUAUAUGGAAUGGGGGUUCUCGGACGGCAGUGUCCGAUUCUACGCAUCGGAUAACAAGAAGCUUCUUGGUCACUUCGAACAUUUACAUGUUGGACAAUUGUCGUGUGUGCUAUUUGCAGACUCUCAAACGCUUGUUACAGCCGGAUCUGACUGCGUUGUUUCGAUAUGGACAUUCAUCUCUUCUGGUCGAACGAUGGAAUUGCAGCCACAAGCAUGCCUGUUUGGCCACCGAUCGCCAGUGUCGGUGCUCGCAACAUCUCGGUCAUUCAGCACCCUUUUGUCAGCAUCAUUGGAUGGACAGAUUAUGCUAUGGGAUCUUAACCGACGAUCCUUUUUACGAGAAUUGCCGGCUGAAGGGCCGGUAGAAUGUGCCCGGAUCAACGAUAUGACUGGGACUAUCAUGAUCUGCCGUGGUAGUCGUAUUACGUUGUAUUCCUUAAACGGGGCGCUCCUCCUCGACCAAGCCGUCUGUGAAGCGAAAGACGAUUACAUUGUAUCAUGUGCCUUUUACGAGGGUGCAAGCAAUGAAUGGUUAGAAAGGGAGCUUCUCUUCACCGGUCAUAAGAGAGGACUUGUCAAUGUCUGGAGCAAAGUUAUCCGAAAUGGACGGUUUGAUUUGGACUUGAUUCGACAACUUCACCACGUAGACCAUAGCAAAGACACGGGGGUCAACGUCUCUGCAGGCAUCAGUUGCAUUCUUCCGCUUCCUCAUACCGUCUACACCGGUGAUGAGGCCGGACGAGUCGUAAGUUUCACCUUAAAAUUUACACAGGCAAAUGUGGUGCGUAACCACUCCACGCGCACCCAACGCAAAACACAAUUCUCACCCAUUCUGUAUUCUUUAUAUAGGUGAAUUUAGCAUUGCUCUUUAUUGCCGCUGCUGGUGGCGGCUCAUUUCUUGGCGUUAGCAUGGCUGGGCGCCUUCUGUACUGGAUUUAUGAAUAUGCGAUGACGAUCAAAAGUUUUGUUCAGGAUGGCAUGCGUUUCACAGGUACACGGUUAUUUCCCUAUUUCACGGAUAUACUUGUUUUUUACACUCUGCAAGCAAGCCUGUCCGUAUAGCGUAUUUCCGGUGAACAAGCUCUGUGGGGAGCAUCGGAGCACACUGGGCCGGACCAUUAAGGUCGUUGCGAGAAUUCAAUCAUCAACAAAUGGUAAUUGGCAAUUGGCAGUGGUUGACAACGUCCUCGGAGUUGCGGCUAUCCAAGAGUAGGGCCUCCACGGAUCGGCUAUCGUGUCAAUAAUGCACCGUAGCUAG
Molecule: messenger RNA, 8258 nt
Organism: Talaromyces proteolyticus
Lineage: Eukaryota; Fungi; Ascomycota; Eurotiomycetes; Eurotiales; Trichocomaceae
Product: Beige/BEACH domain protein
Exons: 9
Coding region: 342-7853 (2503 amino acids)
Molecular function (GO): protein binding
Source: RefSeq, a predicted model, not a curated record